CGAUUGUGAUUUAAAUGUGCGGUUUGAAAUAAAUAAAUGCAAUUUGGAAUUUUUUAGUUUCGGCUCUGAAAUGACGUCAAACUUAAUAAACGAAGCGACUGAGAGCGCUAAUGAUGAGUAUAAGUUAGAGGAAAACCCCGUUAAGCCAUCAAGGCCAACUCUGUCUACAAUCCCAUUGAGAUCGGUUAUGCUGUUUUUAGCUGCAACAGUUCUCACUGCGAUAUUUGUGGAACUUCUGCCGCACUACACAAGAAUCUCAAACGGGGGAAACACGGUCAAUGCCACGAUCACCGAAAAGUCGGAUUCUCGUUAUCCGACGUAUGCGAUUUAUAGCCAAAGUCCCAUAGAGGAUCACUUGGUACAUGUAGUGAACGUUCUACACAAGUUCGGUUAUAAACGCGUUCAACUAGACCAAGGUGGAUGGGAUCUUCUGUGGGCACAUGAUUAUCCAUUCCGCCUUAUGCCAAGCCUAAAGAAUCUUGACGCAAAUCAAUUGGUUAAUCAUUUUCCUGGCUGUGGCUAUUUAACCAAUAAGGUGGACUUAUGUACAACGAAGCUACCAUUUUUGCCGCGCGCCUUCCGUCUUCCUGACCAGCGGGAUGAGUUCCUGGAGUACGCAUCGGCAAAUCCGGGGGCACUCUUCGUGCAGAAACACAAUGAGCAUCGUCAUAUUAAAGUUCGCGCACCAAGUGAUAUUGCAUUCAACUCAAAUGAUUCAUUUGUACAGGAAUUUAUCAAGAAGCCAUUUUUGGUUGAUGGCCAUAAAUUCGAUAUUGGCGUUUAUGUUGUAAUCACAUCUGUAAAUCCAUUGCGGGUCUAUAUCUAUACUGGAGAUGUGCUUUUCCGUUACUGUCCGGUUAAGUAUUAUCCCUUCGAUGCCGAGAACCUGGACAAAUAUGUUGUAGGUGACAAUUACUUGCCCACUUGGGAAGUUCCUUCGCUUCGAAAAUAUUACGAAAGCUACGGCGGAAGCAUGCGAGCCUCGUUUGAGGCGUAUGUGCGGGAUCAAUCCAUGGAUCCCUCAAAAAUAUGGCCACAGGUUGAAAGGAUAAUACGCUCAACAAUAUUGGCCAAAGAACAAGAUAUUAUUGGCACACUACGUUCGUAUAAGACACACAAUUUCUUUGAUUUGUUGCGCUUUGAUCUUUUUAUCGAUGAGAACCUAAAAGUCUAUCUGAUGGAAGCCAACAUGUCACCCAAUCUUUCUUCGGCGCACUUCAAACCAAACUCUCUACUCUACGAGCAAGUGCUGUACAGUGUCUUUAACCUGGUGGGAAUACUGCCAGUAAGCGAAUCAGGAGUCAGCCGUAACAUACCAUCUGAAAUGGUAACUGCUGAUAAAAAUCUGGUAACUGGCCUCAACAAAUGUGGGGACUACAAUUGUGAUAAGUCAUGCAAUCGAGAUGAAUGUGAUCUGUGCCUGCCCUGCUUGAGUGGAACAGAAUAUGAAUGGCUGAAGUCAGCACACGAGGAGCACCUGCAUCGCGUUGAUAUGAAGCGCAUCUUCCCGCAGCCUAUACUUGAAUUUAAUGCAUUUAAUAUUGAUGACGAGACUAGAUACAUGUCGAAGAGAAAUGCUUGGAUAUCCCGUUGGUUUUACAAUAAAUGUGAAUACGAUCGUACCUGGUGUACGUAAUAUUAUUACCCAUUGGGACACCACAUUAUGUAUGUAUCAUAAAUCUUUCAAAAUGUAGAUAGGUAAUAUCAUCUUAGAAUCUUUGUUGAGGCCAUUACGUCUGUAUGUGCGUUUUUCCGUUUUGUCACUUUUGUCAGCCGUCCUUAAAAGUUAUCUACAAGAAGAUUAAAGUAUAAUCUUUUAAUACAAUUUUUAAUCACAAAGAUUUUGAAAUUACAAUGCAAUUUGUCGAAUCGCAUAUCUUUGUAGUUUUAUGUAAGAUAAAAUUUUUAAAUAUGUAUAUUUAUUUCGAAUAAACAGAAAUUAUUUAAGUGCGAUGCUAAAGGUGAAAAUGUCAGAGGCUAGAUUUCAGGUAUGUAACCGUUUCGAAUAUGAGCUAUAGAUGAAAAUAAAUGUCGAAUGGGGGAAUUAAAAAAAUAUUAGCUUAAUUUUUUGCUACAAUAAAAAAUAUGAAUUACAAAGAACUCGGGAACUGAGAGGACAAACACAAAUUAAACGAAGAGUUAGCAAUCAGUAAUAUAAGCU
Molecule: messenger RNA, 2161 nt
Organism: Drosophila innubila
Lineage: Eukaryota; Metazoa; Arthropoda; Insecta; Diptera; Drosophilidae
Gene: TTLL15
Product: probable tubulin polyglutamylase ttll-15
Exons: 4
Coding region: 71-1636 (521 amino acids)
Biological process (GO): protein modification process
Source: RefSeq, a predicted model, not a curated record